Hippoglossus stenolepis (Pacific halibut) is the source of this 2398-nucleotide messenger RNA. It is a transcript of the gene ackr4a, whose product is annotated as atypical chemokine receptor 4a. Bases 180 to 1301 code for a protein of 373 amino acids. Gene Ontology annotation, molecular function: chemokine receptor activity; scavenger receptor activity; chemokine binding. Lineage: Eukaryota; Metazoa; Chordata; Actinopteri; Pleuronectiformes; Pleuronectidae. The transcript has 2 exons. The record is from RefSeq and is a predicted model, not a curated record. Gene Ontology annotation, cellular component: membrane. Gene Ontology annotation, biological process: G protein-coupled receptor signaling pathway; immune response; chemotaxis.
UUCCACUGUGGCAGACAAAAAGCAUAAAGCCAGUUUUCCUCACCUCCCGCCCACUCAGCUGAUUCACACCAGACGCAGCCUCUGCUGCUCAGAACUAAUGUCGACACACAACAAAGUAUUUAGUCUGUUGUGCAUCGGGUCGACACACAGGACUGAGAGGUGAAUGAAACACAAUUAGCAUGGAUACUGAAGUGGGCGAUGACUACUACUACUACUACCAUGACAACAUCAGCUUCAACUUCAGCUACGAUGACUACCCCACCAUAUGCGAGAAGGCGGACAUCCGAUCCUUUGCCGGCUACUUCCUCCCCAUCAUGUACGCCAUGUGUCUGGUGGUGGGACUGGCGGGAAACGGCUUAGUCGUGAUCGUGUACGCCUACCACAAACGCCUGAGGACCACGAUGGAUGCAUUCCUGACCCACCUGGCUGUGGCCGACCUGCUCCUGCUCUUCAUGCUGCCGUUCUGGGCCGCUGACGCUCGGAGGGGCUGGGAGCUUGGGUUGGUCGUGUGUAAGGUGGUGUCGGCUUGCUACACAGUCAACUUCACCUGCUGUAUGCUGCUGCUGGCCUGCAUCAGCCUGGACCGCCACUUGGCUAUAGCCAGGGCGCAAGGGAAGGACCAAGGAAGCUGGCUGCAGAGGAUGUUUUGCAGGAGACACUGUUGGAAGGUGUGUUUCGUCGUCUGGGCAACCGCUUUCAUGCUUGGUCUUCCUGAUUUAAUUGUCUCCGAGGUGAGGUGGGGCUCUAAUCGGAGCGUCUGCCUGGCAGUCUACCCUCCGUCUAUGGGCAGAGGAGGUAAAGCUGCCCUGGAGAUAGCAGAGGUGCUGCUGGGCUUCCUGGUUCCCCUCUUGGUCAUGGUGAUCUGCUACUGGAGCAUGGCCCGAGCGCUGAAGGGUCUCCCUGUAGAAAGCAGAGACAAGAAGUGGAAAGCUCUGCGUGUUCUUCUAAUAGUGGUGGGAGUGUUUGUGGUCACACAGCUGCCUUACAAUGUGGUGAAAGUCUACCGAAUGAUGGACUCGGUCUACGCUCUGGUGACCCACUGCGGGACAAGUAAAGUGCUGGAUAAGGCGGUUCAGGUGACGAAGAGCCUGGCCCUCACUCACUGCUGCCUCAACCCCAUCCUCUACACCUUCGUGGGCUCGUCCUUCAGGCAGCACCUGACCAAACUGGCAAAGAGGUUUGGUGAGGGGAGAAGAAAGAGGAGGACGAGGAGAAAAGACAUGUCUGCAGAGGGGGAAGGGAUGGAGAUGUCAUUUAACUCCCACAGCGCAUCUCAAGCAACAAACACUUUCUCAAUAUGAGUUACUAGUGUGCAACAAUGAACAUCUUCACAUGGAUCACAUAUUUAGUAUAAGUAGCAUAAGAGUAGAAAACAGCAGCAUUGGAAACGUGUGAAACCCAUUAAGUACAAAAAUGUAUAUCCCUCGACGUCAAAAAUAAGAGGUUGGUAUUUUAAAUGUAUUUGCUGUAUUAAUGUAUAGCUUCAAGCAACUAUAUUUUUUCUGUCAAGUGAGUAAUGAAUGAAAAACAUGUCUUUAAUGUUUGUUUGGACUGUUUUUAAUUAUUUUUUUAGUCUAGAGUCUAGAGAAUUUAGUCUAGAGAAUCAGAAAUAUGUGUUUUUUGUCCAGAAAUACUAUAAAAUACUCUGGAUAUCAGUAUUCACAUUAAUACUGUGUGAUACUGUGUGUGACCUGUAUACUCGUGAGCGCAUACACUACCUAAGUAUUCAUGAUUGGAAGUAUGGGUGCUAGGACAGGACUUUUGAUUCCAUGCCAUUUACACCAAACUAUUUACUUCCACUUUUCCUCCCACUGUGGCCCCUGAUCUCUUAGCUUAGACCAUGACUUCCAGAAAAUGAGAUUAAAUUGAAACCCAGUGGGAUUUCACUCCCUCUCAUGUGGUUAAGUCUCAAUUUUGUUGCUUCCUGGAUUCCUGAAGCCUCCUUUCUGAAUAUUUGAAACACAUGUACACCUCACAUUUUCCUGCAAGCAGAAAGCCAAACUCCACAAGAGAGUAAAAAACAACCUCUUUGUGAGAAGAUGAUUAAACCACUAAAAUAUUGUAUUUUCAUUGAUGCAAAUCUUGUUUGAUCAUUACAGAUGUUUUCCUUUAACACUAAUGAUGUUGUUCUUUUCCAAACCAGUUUAAAGAUCCACUUGUUACUGUAAGUUCAACAUAAAUACCAACUACAUAGUUUAAUGAGUGUGUUUUAAAAUCCCAAUAUUAGAUGCACUGUUUUGCUGUUUGUUAUGUCUGUGUCCCAGCUGGUAAAGAUGAAGUGAUUCUUCAAGUCAUGCUCUGGCAUGUGCGUCGUCUCAUGUGGAAACCAUUUCACUGAGAUUUACCAUCUGCUACACUGAGUGUUUCAAAGGUCUAUAAUAAACAAAACAGAAACCAU